AUGGAGACCACCUCUCUUGACCACCUUAAACAAUACACCACCGUUGUCUGUGACACCGGUGACUUCGAAAGUAUUGCCCAGUACAAGCCCCAGGAUGCUACUACCAACCCUUCGUUGAUUCUUGCCGCUGUCAAAAAACCAGCUUACGCGAAGUUGAUUGAUGUUGCCGUCCAAUAUGGAAAAUCACAGGGAGGGUCCUUGGACAACCAAGUAGAUGCUACAGUUGACAGACUGUUAGUCGAAUUUGGAAAAGAAAUCCUUGCUUUGAUUCCUGGGCGAGUGUCGACCGAAGUCGAUGCCCGAUUCUCGUUCGAUAAGGAAGCUACCAAGCGCAAGGCACUACACUUAAUCGAGCUUUACAAGUCAGUUGGUAUUGACAAGGAUCGUGUCUUGAUCAAGAUCGCCUCGUCAUGGGAAGGUAUUCAGGCUGCUAGAGAGCUUGAAAAGGAUCACAACAUCCACUGUAACUUGACCCUCCUCUUCGGUUUCGGCCAGGCAGUUGCCUGUGCUGAAGCUGGGGUCACCCUCAUUUCCCCUUUUGUGGGCCGAAUCUUGGACUGGUACAAGGCCAAGAAGCCGGAUGCUUGUUUCGAUGGUGCUGCUGAUCCGGGUGUUCAAUCGGUGCAAAAGAUUUAUCGAUACUACAAACAAGAGGGUUACAAGACCAUUGUCAUGGGAGCUUCCUUCCGUAACAUUGGCGAAAUCGAGGAACUCGUUGGGUGUGACUUCUUGACAAUCUCACCUGCCCUAUUGGAUCAACUUCACAAAUCCGACAAGAAGAUUGAACAAAAACUCAGUGUCGCUCAAGCGGACCACUGGUGA
Molecule: messenger RNA, 822 nt
Organism: Puccinia graminis f. sp. tritici CRL 75-36-700-3
Lineage: Eukaryota; Fungi; Basidiomycota; Pucciniomycetes; Pucciniales; Pucciniaceae
Product: transaldolase
Exons: 8
Coding region: 1-822 (273 amino acids)
Biological process (GO): pentose-phosphate shunt, non-oxidative branch; pentose-phosphate shunt; carbohydrate metabolic process
Cellular component (GO): cytoplasm; intracellular anatomical structure
Molecular function (GO): transaldolase activity
Source: RefSeq, a predicted model, not a curated record